This is a messenger RNA of Caenorhabditis sp. 36 PRJEB53466, 636 nucleotides long. Lineage: Eukaryota; Metazoa; Nematoda; Chromadorea; Rhabditida; Rhabditidae. The record is from the annotation of a GenBank genome assembly.
AUGGUUAGCAUUGCAGAGUCAAAGUGGACGAUAUUCGCAGAUUUGGAUGAAAGGAUUCUGAUGACCGAGUACAACGGGACCAUUCUCGACUAUCUUCGAGAAAUCAAAGACGAAAAGAUCGCAGGAAUACAGUUCAGACAGCAGUGGGUGUUGAAAACGGAACUGUUGCCCGAGAAGUAUGAAGGCGAGAAUCAGGUAAGCUCUUCGAUGUGUGCUCUCAUGAAUUGUUUACAUUUUGAGAUUGAGAAAUGGAUGCCCGCUCAUAGAUGGCACAACUCUUCAGCCAUCGGUCCGAGCGGCCACACCGCUAAGUGCAUCAUCGACAGCUCGAAAGUGUUCCGAAUGUGGGUGCACAACGUGGAAGAAUACUUUCCAGGGCACGGUUACUUUAUGAAGAAGUUGACGCCGGAGGAAGGACUCGUCAGGUAACAGAUCUAAAUCGUUUUCAUAAUUUCAAUUCGCUCCUUCAGACACUAUCGCGACCAAACCCUCGGCAGUUGGGGCGAGAAGUGGUUGAACUCGACACUUCGAUUUGGACCGCUUCGUCUCACAGACUAUCCGACAAAGUUCCUCGGAAAACUGACGACGUUAGUGAAGAAGAGAGCCAGUUACGUGUACGGCAACGAACACGAAUGA